AUGUUCGCGAUUUUCGCACUUCUGUUUUCGAUAGUCCUCGCGUCUGACAAGAACUUGAACAGAAUGGAUUUGAAAUGUGCGGGAUUUGCUAUUCAUAAUGUAUCUCUUUCUGCAUAUUAUCCUGUAUUCGAGACGGACGAUAAACGUAAUUAUCUAGAUGAUCAAGGAAAUGGAUUGAAGACUCUUCAGGAUUAUCUUGAUGGUCGUGCUCAUUACGUUUCUGUCGCUGGUAAUUUAAAAUCUGGCAUCCCAUAUGGAACGAAGAUAUGCAUAGAAGAAUUGAAUGAGCAAUUCGGGAAACAAAUUCCCAUGCAGAUAAGGGAUCAGAGUGAUUACGAAAGCAAUAAACUAAUCGAUUUCUCGAGAUUGGAAAUUUGCGUCAGGACUGAGGAGGAUACUUAUGAUAAAUACCUCAACGAUUUUGUUACUAUCUAUAUAUAA
This is a messenger RNA of Atta colombica, 441 nucleotides long. RefSeq lists its product as uncharacterized. The record is from RefSeq and is a predicted model, not a curated record. NCBI's taxonomy places the organism in Eukaryota, Metazoa, Arthropoda, Insecta, Hymenoptera, Formicidae. Bases 1 to 441 code for a protein of 146 amino acids. The transcript has 4 exons.